GCUCGUGCGCUGACAGAACCCGCAGUCAAAUGCGACUGAUUACAAUGUUGACGCCGGUCUAAAUUUUGCAUCACCUGAUUACCCCAAAAAGCAACAACUAGGAAUGUAAAAUAUAAACUGUACAUACAAUACUAUCUAGAGAUUAAUUAAACAACGUUAAUAAUUAUUGCUAAUAUAAAAUAAUCAAAUGGUGCAACAAUGUCGAAUAUUGAACUUAACAGUGGCAUUGGUGAUAGGACUAUCUAUUUACAACAUCCUGCUCACUGUAAAACUGCUUUCCAGGCAGGAGCACGAUUGCCCACUGCCUCAGCAACACUCAUCACAGUUUCAACACAUGCACUUUCAAGCAAAUCAGCCUGUGCAACCUGCAGUACUAGAAGAGCUUCCAGAAGUUGUGCAACAAGUCCAUCAGGAGCAAAUACAAAGGCCUCAAGUUCCACCAGAACAUAUGCAACCAUGUGUUGAUACUCAAAAUAAACUAAUUGAAGCAAAAAAUGAUGAAGAGCUUUUUGAAUCGUUAAAUUUAAAGCUUGGUCGAUGGGACAAUCGACUUCUGUACAAAUUCUACGAUAAUUUCCUCAUUGGAGAUAGUUUUACGGAUCUAAAUGAGAAAUUUUCAGUAUGCCUGGCGACGCAAAGCUCACUGGAUAAAUUAAGUUCGCUAGUAGAGGUGAGUCAAAUGUGGCACGGCGCCAUAUCAGCCGCAUUGUUUGCAGCUGGGGAGGAGGAGCUUAAUCUGCUGAUGUUGUACAUAAUUUAUUUGCGGCAAUGUUUUGACCACAUUAAACAACGUGUAAAUUUCCACUUGGCUUUGCCUAAGGAUCGAAUACCGGAUGGUGUACAUGUUGAUGUCGAAGAGUUAACUAAUAUGGACUGCAACACUCCAGAUAUAACACUAAAAAUGCUCACAAGUCGCAUGAGCAGUCAAACAACAAAAUGGCGGAUCAAGAAUCCGUACCCGCAGAACCAUCUACGAAACUUAGCACGCAAGAAUUGCGGUAGUAAACAUGUGUUUCUGACUGAUGUUGAUAUUAUUCCUAGUCAUGACUUUGUUGAGAAGUUGGAUACAUUGAAUAGCUAUAGGUGCACCAAGAAUUGCGCGUAUGUGAUCCCCACGUACGAACUGGACAAUAGGGUGAAGUUUCCUGCCAACAAAACGGAGCUAGUACGAUUGGCCAAUAAAGGAUUGGCAAGGCCGUUUCAUCAUAGAGUGUUUAUUUAUAAUCAAUAUGCGACGAAUUUUACUAAAUGGCAAAACAACACUCAAUCUGAUAUGAACGUUCAUGUUAGUCACAAAGUAACCAACUUCGAAUUUUUGUAUGAACCCUUUUAUGUGGCAGUUGAUACUGUUCCUCCACAUGAUGAACGAUUCAUUGGUUAUGGUUACACAAGAAAUACGCAAGUUUACGAAAUGUUUGUAGCCGAAUACGAAUUUUUGGUACUUUCUCCUAUAUUUACCGUUCACUGGGGGCUUCAAGUGAAACGCAGCCGCCCUCCAUGGCGAGAACAUCAAAACAAUCAGAACCGCAAGCUUUUCGACACUUUCAAGCGUGAAGUUUUUAUGCGAUACAAAAAAGAUCCGCUACACAUGAUAUCACCACUCAGGCCUGCUUAACUUUACUAUGUAUCGCCAAAAAUCUUUAUUUUCUACUUUGGAUGUCGAAAAAAUGAAAUAACUCUCGAAA
This is a messenger RNA of Dalotia coriaria, 1685 nucleotides long. RefSeq names its product beta-1,4-glucuronyltransferase 1-like. Gene Ontology annotation, biological process: protein O-linked glycosylation via mannose. Gene Ontology annotation, molecular function: glucuronosyltransferase activity. The record is from RefSeq and is a predicted model, not a curated record. Lineage: Eukaryota; Metazoa; Arthropoda; Insecta; Coleoptera; Staphylinidae. Gene Ontology annotation, cellular component: Golgi apparatus.